GGAGCGGGGAGGGGCCGGGCCGGGCGCCAUGGCGGGGCGGGAGCGCUGAGGCGGCGGCGAGCGGGCGGUGAGGGGGCCGGGCGGGAGCCCUGAGGCGGCGGUGAGGGUGCAGUGAGGAGGCAAGGUGGGAGCCCGGCGGCGGCGAUGAGCGCGCUGUGAAGGGGCCGAGCAGCGAUGAGCGCGCUGUGAAGGGGCCGAGCGGCGAUGAGCGCGCUGUGAAGGGGUCGAGCGGCGAUGAGCGGGCUGUGAAGGGGCCGGGCGGCGAUGAGCGGGCUGUGAAGGGGUCGAGCAGCGAUGAGCGCGCUGUGAAGGGGCCGAGCAGCGAUGAGCGCGCUGUGAAGGGGCCGGGCGGCGAUGAACGGGUCGGGGCGGCUGCCGGCCGGGCCCGCGGAGCAGCUGGGCGCGAACGGCAGCGGCCCCGCGGAGCUGCGGGAGGGCACCCACGCCGCCACGCUGGCCGCCUGCGCCUCCCUGCUGGCCCUCGUCUUCUGCCUCGGCUCCUACGGCAACCUCAUCGUGCUGCUCUCCUUCUUCGACCCGGCCCUCCGGAAAUUCCGCACCGACUUCGACUUCAUGAUCCUCAACCUCUCCUUCUGCGACCUCUUCAUCUGCGGCGUGGCCGCCCCCAUGUUCGCCUUCGUCCUGUUCUUCGGCCCGGCCCGCGGCGUGCCCGGGACCUUCUGCUUCACCUUCCACCUCACCAGCUCCGGCUUCAUCAUCAUGUCCCUCAAGACGGUGGCGGUGAUCGCUCUGCACCGGCUGCGCAUGGUGCUGGGCAAGCAGCCGCACCGCGCCGCCUCCGCGCCCUGCUCGCUGCUGCUCACGCUGCUGCUCUGGGCCGCCAGCUUCACCCUGGCCACGCUGGCCACGCUGCGCACCCGCGGCUCCCGCCUCUGCCUGCCCAUGGCCAGCCUGCCCCGCGGGCAGGGCAGGCUCAUCCUCUACCUCUAUGUCACCGACUUCAUCUGCUGCGUGGCCGUGGUGUCCGUGUCGUACGCGAUGAUCGCCCAGGCCCUGCGCAGGAACGCGCGGGCCAGGCGGUGCCCUCCUGCCGCCGUGGCCGUGGGCAGCGCCAGGGCUCAGCCCUUCGCGGGGCCCGGGGCCGUGCCCGCUCUCUACAGGACCCAGAGCUGCGGCAAGCCGCCCCACGGCCAUGCCAAGCUCCCCGGCCGGCUCCCGCUGGCCUCGGCCGUCAACCUGGCCACGGCCAAAGACUCCAAGGCGGUGGUGACGUGCGUGGUCAUCGUGCUCUCCGUGCUGGUGUGCUGCCUGCCCCUGGCCAUCUCCCUGGUGCAGGACAUGCUGUCCGGCAGCGGUGGCUUUGUGCUCUACCAGUUCGAGCUGUGCGGGUUUACCCUCAUUUUCUUCAAAUCGGGAUUAAAUCCCUUUAUAUAUUCCCGCAACAGCGCGGGGCUGCGGAGACGCAUGCUCUGGUGCCUGCAGUACGUGGCCCUGGUCUUUUUCUGCUGCAAGCACAAGACGAGGCUUCGAGCCAUGGGCAAAGGCAGCCUGGAGGUCAACAGGAACAAGUCGUCGCACCACGAGACCAACUCGGCCUACAUGUUGUCCCCGAAGGCCCAGAAGAAGGGUUUGGAGCAGGCGUGCGGUGGCAGCCGCUCCAAGGACAGCGUGCUGAGCCCCAAGGCGUCCGCGGGGCAGCAGCAGCAGCAGCACUACGGGCAGAGCAGCUCCACGCCCAUGAACACGCGGAUCGAGCCCUACUACAGCGUGUACAACAGCAGCCCCUCGGCCGAGGCCAGCACCCCGCACAGCCUGCAGCCCGCGGGCUCCGCCUUCGCCUUCGCGCUCCAUCCCUCGGGCAGCUCGGCAGGGCGGGAGUGCAGCGCUGCCAGGCUCGUACCGCUGCCCUCCGCGUAGCCUUGGCACCUCCCGGCCCUUCCAAAGGGCCUCCAGCUCCGCUCUGGACAGGAACUGCUCCCAACUCCGUGAUGCUGCUGCUGCCGGUGAAUAGAAACACCGCUCCCGUUGGCGUUGGAAGCGAACGCGGGGCUGUCGCCUCCUUGACGCGCUCUGGAGUUGCCGUGGAGAGCCAGCAAGGGGGAUAUUUUGGGUUUGUUACUAAGUUUUACUGCUGGGCGAGUAAAAAAACCCUAGAUGCCAUGAUUGUGUGGUUCAUUAUGUCAUUGUGCCAGGUUGGACCGGGCUCGAGGUAACCUGGGGCAGGGGAAGGUGAUGCCUGGAACUGGAUCAUCUUUAAGGUCCCUUCCAACCCAAACCAUCCUAUGACAACACCAAGUUUUAUAAAUACCUUGUCUUUUCAGGAAGGAAGAACUGGGGAGAUGCUUGGUAGUAUUUGAGUUUAAACUCUUCCCAUUGCAGGAGGUUGGAAGAAUCAAUGUUUUUCAGUAUUAACAAAAGUCCUUUAUCUUCACAGGGUGAAACCCUGCUUCUGUGGAGGUAAAUGGCAAAAUUUCUAUGAACUCAGCUGAAGUUCAGGAUUUCAGUUUUGGCUUCUUUGUUUGGUCAGUGUUCUAUUUCCUCUGGGGAGGGACAUUUGAGAAGUGUGGCCCUGGGACAAACCUCUGCAGUACAUAUAUAAAUACCUGCUGGGCAUUGACUUUAAUGAUGGUGGCGUUCUGUAUCCCAAAAUAAUUUGGAGAAGUGUUUUACAUCUGAUAGAAAUAACCGUGCACUACCUAAUUAUAUGCAUUUACUUGAGGAUAAAGAUGAGUUUUGCAAUAUUAUGUGACUGAUACACCAGGAGGAGCACAGUCACCUCUGGAAUUCCCUAACUGGUCAGCUGUCAGGCACAGAGUCGUGUUGCUGCUUGCUCUUUUGCCCAUGACUUUGUAUAAAUUGGGAUUUGGCCAUUCCUGACGGUCAGAACUGACAGCUGCUAACAUUUCUAAAACCAGAAUGACAAGUUUUUGAAGUUUUGUUAAGUCUUAACAUCAGUUUGAGUUCAUCUGUCUGCUUAGAAACUUUGUCUGUUGGUCUACACAGUGAGCAAAUAACAGAAGUCAAGUAUUUUUUAAUAAAUUUACCCAUUUGUGUUGUAUCUUAUUGUGGGAAUUCCAUGGGAGGCAGAACAAUUCAGGGUCAUUUAAAUUCCCCUGAAUUGCCCCCUGUCUAAUUUAAAUUAGACAUUUCUUGCUCUAAGUGGCCAGAUCUCUUCCAAAUAAGCAAUCACCUUUCAGCUUCUGUGGACUUCAGCAGUGUCUCCAAAAUAAUUGUGCCACAGGCUUUUGAUGCCUUGCUAUGGGAAAGUGCCACAUCUCCAGGAAAAUGACAGUGAUGGGAAUGUGAUUUGUUACUUUAGAGACAAAAAAUGUCCACAUCAUUGCUGUCUGUGAGUUGUUGGUUCAGGCUUUUUGUUAACUAAACUGUUCUCAAGAUUCUCCUGGAACACUGUUUUUUGUUUAACACUGAAUAUUAAUUAAUUCUGAAUAAUUCAAACCAGCUUUCUCGCAAUAAAAUCAGUGUGAACAACUUUCUAAUACAAAUGUAAAAUGGAAAUUAUUUCCAUAAAUCUUUUCUCUCUGCCCAGA
Messenger RNA from Zonotrichia leucophrys gambelii, 3509 nucleotides. RefSeq names its product G protein-coupled receptor 75 (gene GPR75). Gene Ontology annotation, biological process: G protein-coupled receptor signaling pathway. The record is from RefSeq and is a predicted model, not a curated record. Lineage: Eukaryota; Metazoa; Chordata; Aves; Passeriformes; Passerellidae. Gene Ontology annotation, cellular component: membrane. Gene Ontology annotation, molecular function: C-C chemokine receptor activity. The transcript has a single exon. Bases 355 to 1878 code for a protein of 507 amino acids.